CAACCUGUGGAACUUGGGGGGGUCCUGAAGUCGGCUCCUUCCCAUUGACUGUGGACAGUGCGAGGGUCAGGGUCUUUGGCGGCUCAUGAGGGUGUUGGGGUCCGCAGGGUGAGGGAGGGGGCUGUCAAUGUGAGUGGGGUGCGGGACUUCCAAACUUAGAAUCUUGAGGCCCUCUGGGCUCAGACGCCGGGGAGAGAGCUCCCGCCGCCAUGCGGGACAGGACCCGCGAGCUGAGGCAGGGGGAUAACAGUUCGGACGAUGAGGACAAGGAGCGAGUUGCGCUGGUGGUGCACCCGGGCACAGGUCGGUUGGGGAGCCCAGACGAUGAGUUCUUCCAGAAGGUCCAGACAAUUCGGCAGACUAUGGUCAAGCUGGAGAAUAAAAUCCGGGAGUUGGAGAAGCAGCAGGUCACCAUCCUGGCCACGCCCCUUCCCGAGGAGAGCAUGAAGCAGGACCUGCAGAACCUGCGUGAUGAGAUCAAACAGCUGGGAAGGGAGAUCCGCACUCAGCUGAAGGCCAUAGAGCCUCAGAAGGAGGAAGCUGAUGAGAAUUCUAACUCCGUCAACACAAGAAUGAGAAAAACCCAGCAUGGGGUGCUGUCCCAGCAAUUUGUGGAGCUCAUCAACAAGUGCAACUUGAUGCAGUCUGAAUACCGGGAAAAGAACGUGGAGCGCAUUCGGAGGCAGCUGAAAAUCACCAAUGCUGGAAUGGUUUCUGAUGAGGAGCUGGAGCAGAUGCUGGACAGUGGGCAGAGUGAGGUGUUUGUAUCCAAUAUACUGAAGGACACACAGGUGACUCGACAGGCCCUAAAUGAGAUUUCAGCUCGGCAUAGUGAGAUCCAGCAGCUUGAACGCAGUAUCCGUGAGCUUCAUGAGAUCUUCACUUUUUUAGCAACUGAAGUGGAGAUGCAGGGGGAGAUGAUCAACCGGAUAGAAAAGAACAUCCUGAGCUCAGCAGACUAUGUGGAACGUGGGCAGGAACAUGUCAAGAAAGCUCUGGAGAACCAGAAGAAGGCGAGGAAGAAAAAAGUCAUGAUUGCCAUCUGUGUGUCCAUCACUGUUCUCAUCCUAGCUGUCAUCAUUGGCAUCACCACAGCAGUUGGAUAAUGUUGCUCAUUCUCGAUAUGGGGAGUGCCAGGGACUGGGGCCUGGCCUUCUCUCCCAGCAGCUGUGGGGGCAGGGCAGAGUCUCCAGCUGGACCCCUGUCCGGACACUGGCCCCUGCGCAAAGGGGCAGAUGGUUUUUUCAGGAUUGACAGCUGCUUAUUCAGUGGGGCCUCCCCCUUCAGGCCAUGAUGCCUGGGGAAGGGCCUGUAGUGUCCUGUUUGACUGGGACACAUGGUUUUGUAAAAAAAUUAAAAAAUCUUGGAGA
Molecule: messenger RNA, 1370 nt
Organism: Marmota monax (woodchuck)
Lineage: Eukaryota; Metazoa; Chordata; Mammalia; Rodentia; Sciuridae
Gene: Stx4
Product: syntaxin 4
Exons: 11
Coding region: 210-1106 (298 amino acids)
Biological process (GO): intracellular protein transport; exocytosis; vesicle fusion
Cellular component (GO): endomembrane system; plasma membrane; SNARE complex
Molecular function (GO): SNAP receptor activity; SNARE binding
Source: RefSeq, a predicted model, not a curated record